AUGAGCUCCUCGGGGGUACCCAAUCCUCUCGGGGGACUGCCCAGCCGAGUGGCACCAGCCAAGAAGCAGACGGUGGAUUCAUCAUGGCCGCUUGCAAAAGACACGGCUGCUGCGUCCGCCUCUGCGUCUACGUCCACGGCCACCGGUAAGAAGAAACAACAACGCGGACAAGACACCGACGUCCCUCCACCACUCAACACGGCCUCAACAUCCAAGAAGGCCGCCCAGACAGCAGCAGCAGCAUCAUCAUCAGAAGUACCACCACCCCCUCCAGCUAGGGGCCUCCCCUCGGAGAAAAAGAAAAAGACGACAACCGCCGCCUCCCGAUUCCCCAUCAUCGAAGAUGAGAUCCCCAUCAUGAUGGACCUGCCGUCCACCACCAAGAAACCCGCCAAACCACAACAACUCCCCCCACUCUCAAUGAAAGACCUACCCUCCAGUGCCUCCCUCCCGCGCUCAGCCGUCGCUCCCACCAAAGAAGUCCCCCCCACCACAUUCCCAGACCCCUCCAUGCCCAAACCCCUACGUCUAGGCGGACAAAAGACCGACAAGUCCGCGGUUGGUGGUGCAGCAGGAGGCGCUCAAAAGCUGUCCGACUUACCCGAGCAGCCCGGCCCUGCACCCUCGGGGUCUCUGCCGACGCCGUCGUCACGCUCGGCGGGGAAGAAGAAAGUCACUAUUGCUGAUGUGCCGGAUCAGGAUCUGCCGCAGACACAGCCGUUGCGGUUGGCGAAUGCUACGUUCAAGCCGCCGGGGAAUGGCGCGGCUACGGCUGCUGCUGGGCAGACGGAUUUGAAGCUGGAUACGAAGCUGGAGGGUAAGGUGGGGAGGAAGGCUGUGGGUACGGCUGCGGGCGGUGCGACGCUGGACACACCUGUGAAGUCAUCGACUAGGGGGGGGAAGGCGGGCAAGGCAGCUGCUGGUGUGGUUGACCCGGUUGAUCCGUUUAACCCAGCUCCGCUUGAUACUAAGACAGCCGGGGGCAAGGCGGGCAAGGCCAGGGGUCUCGCUGGCGCGGUUGACCCCGUUGAUCCCUUUAACCCGGCCCCUCUCGACACCAAGAUGGCCGGGGCCAAGGCUACCUUGGAUACACCGGUGAAAUCAUCGACCAAGGGAGGUAAAGCCAAGGCAGCCAAUACUUCCGCUAACGUGGUUGAGCCCUUUGAUCCCUUUCAGCAAGCUCUACUUGAUUCCAAGACAGCCGGGGGCAAAUCCGCGUUGGAUACACAGCCCAAGUCAUCGACCAAGGGAAAUAAAACCAAGGUAACCACUGGCUCAGUUGGUUACGUUGAUCCCUUCAAUCUAGCCUCAUUGGACCCCAAAGCGGCCGGGGGCAAGCCGGGCAAGGCAGGCAAAGCAGCCGCUGGCGCGGUCGAUCCCGUUGACCCCUUCAACCCAGCGCCGCUGGAUACCAAGACGCCCGGGGCUAAGGCUACCAAGGCGAACCCGUUCCGUCUCGAUCCCAUGUCUGCAACAUCCCAGGCCACAUCAGCCCAGGCUAUACCCAGCGGCAGCGGCACCGGAAGCGGCCCUUUUACGCGGAAACCCCUGGGCUCACCACCUCGGACGGCCAUGCAAAAGACUCCGCCUCUUGGCGGGUUUCCUGCCUUUCCUGCCGGGACACAGUCCAAGGCGGGACAGGCCGGCGCCAAGGGCUCUAAAAACCCUUUCCGGCCUCUCCAAGGCGACUCCCAACAACCGCAGCAAAUGGGCAACGUCGCAACCUACGACGAUCCGUUUGGCCAAGCUGCCGCCGACGCCUACACCCAGCAGCAGCAAGACCAGCUACAGGGGAAACCACUGGGUCAAACCGGCGCCCAGUCUGUCUACCGGCCUAGCGCCGUCAGCCCGCCCCCUCCUGCAGCACGCGGGACACAAAGGACGGCAGCGGGCAAGCCCGGCUUCGGACAUGCGCCUUCGAGCUCCCUCGACUCGAACGACUCGAUGGGGAGUUCGGCUACCGCCACAAGCAGUAGUCGUCCGCUGAACGGUGCCGCGGCUACACAGCGGGGGAACACAGCCGGGACCUACGGGAACCCCGUCGGCGGAGGUGGCUACAACCAGGCCCAGGCGGUCCCAUCCCAACAACAACAACAACAACCCUACAGACAACAACAAACUUCAACCUUCAACCAACCUAGCACCAAACAACCUCCACCCCCCGCCCGCACCCGCACCGACGAAAAGCCCUACUACCCCAACAACGAGCCCCCCAGCGAAGGCCAAACCCCCUACAUGAACAUGCUCCUCUCCCUGGACCGCAUCCCCCGUCUCCACAACAUCCUCGUCUCCUUCUUCGUUUGGAUCCUCCUCGCGGGGUUCAUCAUCCUCCCCGGGUCCUUCACCAGCACCAAACGCAAAGAAGACAACGCCACCGUGCAAAUCCCCAUUGGCGGCACCGGCAGCUCCUCCACCUCCACCGGUGGUAACAAAGCAGCAACCGGGGGUGGGAAACUCUCACUAACACCAGCCAACACAGCCGCGCUGGUAAUCGGUUUCCUCUGCCUUCUAGCCGGGACCUUCGGCUCCGCCUGGCUCGGUCUCCGCUGGCGGCGAAACUAUGUCUGGCUGCUCAACAAGCUCUACAUGCCCCUGACCCUGACCUGCAUCGCAGGCCUGAUAGCAACCAUAACAGCAGUCUACACCCAACAAGCAGGGGAAUGGGGUCCGCAAGCCGUUACCACGGCCGUCGUCGAAGCCGUCGAACUGGCCAUCAGCUUGGGACUGUUCUUCAUAUAUAACUACUGGUUGUUGAAGCGGGUGAGGGGGGAGCAUGUUGAUUCAUAUGACGAUGGGGAUAUGAAGGGGAUGAGUAAGAAGGAGAUGAGGGCGGAGAAGAAGAGGAGGAGGAAGGAGAAAAAAGCUGCGAGGAAGGCUGCCAAGGGGAAGGGGAGGUGGGGGAGUGGGUUUUUUGCGAGGUUGAGGGGGGUGAGGAGGAAGAAACCUUAUGCGGCGGGGAGUAUUGUUUAG
Messenger RNA from Dichotomopilus funicola, 2970 nucleotides. RefSeq lists its product as uncharacterized. Bases 1 to 2970 code for a protein of 989 amino acids. Lineage: Eukaryota; Fungi; Ascomycota; Sordariomycetes; Sordariales; Chaetomiaceae. The transcript has a single exon. The record is from RefSeq and is a predicted model, not a curated record.